AUGGCUGGGUGGAAGAAGUUGAGAGUUUUGGGAGAAGGUUCAUAUGGCACGGUGUAUCUUGUUCUUUUACGUUCUACACAAGAACAAAAUUCAAAACUCUCACUUUUAGCAUUGAAGACAAGCAAUUUAAUAAAGACAGAGGUAUUAUCUCAGAAGGAAGUGAUAGUCUACACUCACAUGCUUCUCAAGGGACUUUCUUACAUGCACGAAAAGGGGAUUACUAGCGAAGAGGCAAAUACUGAUUUAGGAGGGAUCAAGUUUAGAGGGACACCCUAUUACAUGUCACCGGAAUCAGUUAGAGGUUUUAAGGAAACACCUUUAGAUAUAUGGUCUCUGGGAUGCAUUGUUAUUGAGAUGAGCACUGGACUUCGAGAAUGGUGGAACAUUGAAUCCACAAACCAAUUAUUGUGCAAGCUUGCAUUUUCUGAAGAAGUACCAAAGAUACCAGAUAAACUUAGUUACGAUUGCAAGGAUUUUUUGAGAAAAUGUUUGAUGAAUGAUCCUCAACAAAGAUGGACAGCUAAAAUGCUUCUGAAUCAUCCUUUUAUUCAAAAGAAAUACUCAACAUCAUAA
Molecule: messenger RNA, 573 nt
Organism: Vigna radiata var. radiata (mung bean)
Lineage: Eukaryota; Viridiplantae; Streptophyta; Magnoliopsida; Fabales; Fabaceae
Product: mitogen-activated protein kinase kinase kinase 17-like
Exons: 3
Coding region: 1-573 (190 amino acids)
Biological process (GO): protein phosphorylation
Molecular function (GO): protein kinase activity; ATP binding
Source: RefSeq, a predicted model, not a curated record